Messenger RNA from Vanessa tameamea, 1241 nucleotides. RefSeq names its product CD2 antigen cytoplasmic tail-binding protein 2 homolog (gene holn1). Bases 134 to 1123 code for a protein of 329 amino acids. NCBI's taxonomy places the organism in Eukaryota, Metazoa, Arthropoda, Insecta, Lepidoptera, Nymphalidae. The transcript has 3 exons. Gene Ontology annotation, molecular function: protein binding. Gene Ontology annotation, cellular component: U5 snRNP. The record is from RefSeq and is a predicted model, not a curated record.
GAAUCAGGAUAAAACACAAUCUUUUAUUAUUCGAAUCUGUUGAUUAUCAUUAAUAAUAAAAUAUAAAAAUUAUACUAUUACGACUAAAUUAGUCGUUUAGUAAGAUUUUGUUACAACCUUCAUAAAAGGCAAAAUGUCUAAAAGAGUAGCAUCAGUCGCUUUUGAAGAAAAUGUAAGAAAACCUUCUAAGGAAGGCAAAAAACAUUCAUUAGAUUCUGACGAAGAAGAUAGCGCAGCAGAAGAAGAAAAGCAAAAUGUUCUUAAUGCGGACGACAUAGAAGGUGAAGAAGAUGGAGUUGCAGGAAUGGAAGGUGAAGUCACUAUAACUCCUUUUAAUAUGAAAGAAGAACUUGAGGAAGGUCAUUUUGAUGCACAAGGACACUACCACUGGAAAAAAGAAAAGGAAAUUCGAGAUGGUUGGUUAGAUAAUAUUGAUUGGGUUAAAAUUAAAGGAAGACCAGAGGAUAAAUAUAAAAUAUUUAAAGACGAUAAAGUAAACAGUAAUUUUGAAGAUUCUGAUUCAGAGGAGGAGGAAACAAAUGAGAAGUAUAAUAUCAUUCAAAAUUAUAAGGAGAUAUUUCAAUUUAUGAAACCACGAGAAAGUAUCGCAAAGUGCUUACAAAGACUGGGUGCUAAUUCUAAAAUCUCUAGUGCUGAACGUUGGAAAAGGAAGAAAGCAGGAAUAGUAGAUGAGAGUAGUAAAACUGUUACCAGAAUUACGGAACUUGCAAAUCAAAUUUUGACUAAAGAGGGUAACAUGGAUAUUUACCAAGAAACUUAUGAAAAUAUAAAUGAUAUAAUUGAAAAAGAUAAGGCCAAGAAUAAAGAUCCCCAAUUAGAUAUGUAUGCAGAUGAUUUUGAUGAAAAAGAAAAACUUAAUAUUGGUGGUACAUCUCAAGAUACUAGUAAAAGCAGUACAGAUGAAACAACAUCAAAAAAAUUACAGUGGGAAUUUAAAUGGACACAAGAAAAUAGUGCUGAAAUUUCUGGACCGCAUUCAACUGAACAAAUGAAUAAAUGGUCUGCAGAAGGCUAUUUCAAAAAUGGUGUGUGGGUUAGGAAACACGGAGAAGAUUCUCAAUUUUAUAACUCCAAUAGAAUUGAUUUUGAACUAUAUAUGUAAUUAAUUAUAUUGCCCAGAACUCCAGAUUUGCAAAUAGUUGUAUAGAUUUUGUUACUUGAAGAACAAAAUUGUUCUGUUGUUUGUUAUUGUUUACUAACAAUAAAUAUAAUAAACAUUA